CUUGUUCGCGGAGAGGGGUGACGUGAUUGACGAUUUUGACUCGAAUCAUGGUGUGCAUCUCUACCAGAUAGAGAGCUGACCUGAGGUGGAGACGCGGAUCGUGGCUCCUGGGGUGGAGGUACAAGCGUACAGCUCAAUAGGAGAUCAAGAGUAAAGAGUGUGGGGAGGGGAAGGACGCGAUAUCGGGGGAGGAUGGUGCUUGUGCUUGCGCUGGGGGAUCUGCACAUCCCGCACCGGGUGCCCGACCUGCCCGCCAAAUUCAAGUCCAUGCUCGUGCCCGGCAAGAUCCAACACAUCAUCUGCGCUGGCAACCUCUGCAUCAAGGAAGUUCAUGACUACCUGAAAAGCCUUUGCCCUGAUCUCCACAUUACUGGAGGUGAAUAUGAUGAGUAUGCUCGAUACCCAGAGACUAAGACACUUACAAUUGGUCAGUUUAAGCUUGGGCUGUGCCAUGGUCAUCAGGUUGUUCCAUGGGGCGACCUGGACUCCCUGGCGAUGCUCCAGCGGCAGCUGGACGUGGACAUCCUGGUGACCGGGCACAGCCAUCAGUUCAAGGCAUAUAAGCACGAGGGAGGCGUGGUGAUCAACCCUGGCUCUGCCACGGGCGCCUACAGCAGCAUCACUUACGACGUGAACCCAAGCUUUGUGCUGAUGGACAUCGAAGGACUCCGUGUGGUGGUGUACGUCUACGAGCUGAUUGACGGCGAGGUGAAGGUGGACAAGAUCGACUUCAAGAAAGCAGCGACGAUGCAAGCCUAGCACUACUAUCCUUCCACGGUGUGAUUGGUUUCAAGACACGUCUAGGUUCUGUUUUUUUUUCUCUUCUUGAUUCAGAGCUCCCUCAACACUCUCUUUCUACCACUUGUGCUAACCUGUUCAUGUGCAAAUAACUAGUUUAAUACACAUUAGCUGAUCAUAUUACGACGGCGUGAUGUUAAAUGUCAAGUAACUUAAGGCCUGUUUGGCAUGGCUCUAGAGCAAAACUCCAAGGAGGAGCUGCAUGUCAAACAUCCAGACUCCAAAGUUGUAAAUUCUAUGGAGUUUUUGGAGCUGCGGAGUAGCUCUUUUGCUGAUCUGAAAACUCUAAAAAAGCAAUCAUGGAGUUUUGAGUUAUUUACCCGCCA
Zea mays is the source of this 1124-nucleotide messenger RNA. RefSeq lists its product as uncharacterized. Lineage: Eukaryota; Viridiplantae; Streptophyta; Magnoliopsida; Poales; Poaceae. The record is from RefSeq and is marked provisional. Gene Ontology annotation, biological process: retrograde transport, endosome to Golgi. Gene Ontology annotation, cellular component: retromer complex.